This is a messenger RNA of Aspergillus alliaceus, 2253 nucleotides long. Its product is annotated as ATP-dependent DNA helicase 2 subunit KU80. Lineage: Eukaryota; Fungi; Ascomycota; Eurotiomycetes; Eurotiales; Aspergillaceae. Gene Ontology annotation, biological process: double-strand break repair via nonhomologous end joining; DNA recombination; cellular response to X-ray. Gene Ontology annotation, molecular function: double-stranded DNA binding; telomeric repeat DNA binding; damaged DNA binding. The coding region runs from base 80 to 2248 and encodes 722 amino acids. Gene Ontology annotation, cellular component: Ku70:Ku80 complex; nucleus. The record is from RefSeq and is a predicted model, not a curated record. The transcript has 11 exons.
CUUGUCCCCCAUGCAUUGGUUUUAAAUAUCAAAUCCUCUUGAGCAUCUUCUUAAUUCAGAUGCCAUAAUAUUGCUAACUAUGGCAGACAAAGAAGCAACUGUGUAUAUUGUAGACGUUGGAAAGUCUAUGGGAAAACGCCGCCAUGGCCGAUCGGUGACUGAUCUUGAAUGGGCGAUGCAAUAUGUCUGGGACCGCAUCACAGAAACAGUGGCUACAGGGCGCAAAACGGCUAUGAUGGGAGUGAUAGGACUCAGAACAGAUGGAACCUCCAAUGAGCUUGAAGAUGACUUGCAUUUCUCUCAUAUCUCAGUUUUAUCAAACAUCAAACAGUUUCUUAUGCCGGACAUUCGGAAAUUGGAGGAUGAGUUGAAACCUAGCCAAACUGACAAGGGUGACGCUAUCUCCGCUAUCAUUUUGGCCAUCCAGAUGAUAAUCACGCACUGCAAGAAGUUAAAGUACAGGCGCAAGAUUGUCUUGGUCACUAACGGACAGGGGCGUAUGAGCGAUGAGAACCUGGACGAGAUAGUCAAAAGAAUCAAAGAGGAUAACAUUGAGCUUGUUGUCAUGGGAACUGAUUUCGAUGACGCUGAGUAUGGUUACAAAGAAGAAGACAAGGACCCACAGAAGGCUGAAAAUGAAACCCUCUUGCGUACCCUUGUGGAAGAUUGUGAUGGAGUCUACGGGACUUUCGAGCAAGCUGUGGCCGAAUUAGACGUCCCCCGCGUCAAAGCUGUCAAGUCCAUGGCAAGCUUCAAAGGGUAUCUUCAACUAGGUAACCCGGAGGACUAUGACUCAGCUAUCCGCAUUCCCGUUGAGAGAUACUACCGGACUUACGUGGCCAAACCUCCGACUGCGAGUUCUUUUGUUCUGCGCUCAGAUCCUGCAGCAGGAAAAGAGGAGGCAGAGUCGUCUGAAGCCGCUGCUGCGAAAAGCGAGAGCCAAUCAGGAGAUACCAAUGCGCUCACAACCGUGAGGAGCAUGCGAACAUAUUAUGUUGAGGACGAAAGCGCACCGGGUGGGAAAAUCGAUGUGGAACGCGAUGACCUCGCCAAAGGGUACGAGUAUGGACGAACAGCAGUUCACAUUAGCGAGACGGAUGAGAAUGUUACAAUUCUUGAAACGUACGCGGGAUUAGAGCUGAUAGGCUUCAUACAGAGUGACCAGUAUCAACGUUACAUGCAUAUGUCGAAUACAAAUAUCAUAGUUGGACAGCGUGCCAAUGACAAAGCCACCCUCGCUCUUUCAUCGUUUAUACAUGCACUGUUCGAGCUAGAAUGCUACGCUGUUGCUCGUCUAGUCAUGAAAGAGAACAAGCCUCCGGUUGUCGUCUUGCUCGCGCCCUCAAUCGAGCCCGACUAUGAAUGUCUUCUCGAAGUUCAGCUACCAUUUGCCGAAGAUGUUCGAACGUAUCGUUUUCCCCCUUUGGAUAAGGUCAUCACAGUUUCUGGAAAGGUUGUCACGCAGCAUCGGAAUCUUCCCAGUGAUGACUUACUCGAUGUGAUGAGCAAAUACGUGAACAGCAUGGAGCUUGUCGAUACGGAUGAGAAUGGAGAUCCUGUGGAGAUAUUUCCUAUCGAGGACUCAUAUUCACCUGUUUUGCACCGGAUUGACUCCGCCGUCCGUGCUCGAGCUAUCAAUCCCAACCAACCCAUACCUCCUCCAUCGGAGAUAUUGACAAAAUUUUCGCAUCCACCAGAGGAUGUCGUAAAGCAAUCAAAUAAAUACUUAGAGAAGCUAAUCGAAAUAGCCGAUGUCAAGAAAGUUCCUCCUAAAGCAAAGGGUCGCAAGCGGACUCGCGAAACGGAGAAGCCGCUCUCUGGCCUCGAUGUCGACUCCCUGCUUCAUCAGGAGAAGCGCUCCAAGAUCUCUGCGAACAAUGCUAUCCCCGAGUUUAAGCAGACCAUCGCACAAGCUGAGAAUAUUGAGGCCAUCAAAGACGCUACAAAGCAGAUGAUGGUCAUCAUUGAAGACCAAAUCAGACACAGCCUCGGCGAUGCUAAUUACGACCGGGUCAUUGAGGAGAUGGGAACGAUGCGUGAUGAGCUGAUAUCUUAUGAAGAGCCAACCUCGUACAAUGAUUUCCUGGGACAGCUCAAGGAUAAGCUGUUGCAGGAGAAACUUGGCGGAGACCGACGAGAACUGUGGUGGCUUAUUCGACGGAACAAGCUUGGUCUCGUUGUCCAGCGUGAGUCGGAUCAAUCUAAAGUUACAGAAGCGGAAGCCAAAGAGUUCAUGUCCGCAAAGUGAAAGCA